Molecule: messenger RNA, 3865 nt
Organism: Labrus bergylta (ballan wrasse)
Lineage: Eukaryota; Metazoa; Chordata; Actinopteri; Labriformes; Labridae
Gene: flt3
Product: fms related receptor tyrosine kinase 3
Biological process (GO): positive regulation of kinase activity; multicellular organism development; cytokine-mediated signaling pathway
Cellular component (GO): signaling receptor complex; plasma membrane
Molecular function (GO): transmembrane receptor protein tyrosine kinase activity; growth factor binding; ATP binding
Source: RefSeq, a predicted model, not a curated record
UACUCACCCACAUCUGCUACAUCACAGUGUCGCUGUUAGACAGAUGAGCAGGCUAUGUGACUGACACAAUGAGAGAAUCAAAGAUGUGGCUGAAAAGUAUGAUCGUGGCUGUUCUCCUGCUGUGCGCUGUGGGGCUGCACAGCUCUGAUGGGGUGGCAGGGCAGAAUCAGGCCUGUGUAUCCACUCAAAAGGUGGCGUGUUUUGUGCCGGCUGACUAUCUGAAUGUGUCUGGUGCCGUCAGCGUGGAGGUGUUUGUAGGUAUGGAACUCUUGAUCUCCCUGUAUCACUUACCUGAAUACUGCAGCUGGACCAGAGGAACAGAACCGGUACCAACCACAGUAAAGACAGAACACGGGCAUCGUUUUUUGGUCUUUCAACCUCUUUCUGAGGCGGAUUUAGGGGAAUACACGUUGAGCUGUGAAACCAGCAAUGGCACCAGCUCCUCCAUGAAUGUGUCUCUUCAAGCAGUCACGACACGUCCCACAAAACCAAUGCUGUCUCUGGACCGUGUGGAUACCAUAAAUACUUCUCCUGACUUCACGUGCAUCUCUGAGGGCUACCCAAAGCCUGGCAUAACAUGGUCUGGAAUGGUUGAUGGAAAAGUUGAACCCAAAGACCAAAGAAGUACAGGAAUCAGCGUAUCCAGUAGUAAUUAUUACGACAGAGGAGUUAUGUGCUGUGCUACGAACGCUGAAGGACAAGAGUGCUCCCAACUUCAUGACUAUGACGUAGAGACUGAUGUUAUGAGAAAGGGAGAGGUUUCUAAUGUGACUUUUAGCCCUGGUCAGCCUUUGCUGCUUCGCUGCAGAAUAAAGAAAUAUAACCCACCGACAGCUGUGUGGGAGAUCGGCAACAGAAGCUUGAAUGACAAGGCAUUGAAGUGCUCUUCCACAAUCAAAAAGGAGAUCUGCAUAAAAAAUGACUGCAUUUACAAGAGUUGCUUGACCUACCUGUUCAUCCAAUCUGUCCGUGUGGACCACAGUGGCACAUAUACCUGCAGAAGUCCAUCGAACAAAACUAAGUCUGUCUACGUUAACAUUCAGGCUGAGGGUUUCCUUAUUUCCAAGCUGAAUGAAAGUAAGAUCCUACCAGCUGAGCGUGCCUCAAGCUCCUGUCUGGAAGCCAGCAUCUCUUACUACUCUGUGCUUGAGCAGUGUUUCUGGGAAGCUCCGGAUAAAACCGUGACAAAAUGUUUGAGGGACGAAUGGGUGACGAAACAUAGCACUGUGAAGCACUGUGAUCCACUCAAAUCAGGAGAUUACAAGUUGCACUUGAAGGCUGGAGGACAAAAUGAAACAAAGACUAUAUCAGUGUGUGUUGUAGACCGUCCGGAGUUCAAAUUCAACACAGAUAUCGACAAUGAUGCCUUCACCUUUCUGACUGUGACUCUUGUGCCAGCAAAUUACACCUGGAUGUCUUGUUCUUCAGCCAACGACAGUGAUUGUAACUCAGACUCUUCCUGGAAAAAGAUCCCAUCUACCUUUGGAACAGACUCAAACGCUUCAUGCAACAAGACAAUCAAGAGCUCGCUGAGCCGAAAGCUUGUGGAUGGACACAAUUUAAGGUUUUGUCUGACAAACUCAGUUGGCUCCUGGUGCCAAAUGUACUACCCACCUUCAAUGAAGGCCUCCAGAAGUGCUCCAUAUCAUGAGAGCGACAGCCUGAUGCUGCUGAAAGUAGGCAGUGUGAUUUUACUGGUGGCUUUAGUAAUACUUACUGUGGUGCUAACAUACUUUGUCAGAAAGAAGAAACCCCAGUACCAGUCCCAGCUUCAGAUAAUCCAGACGGUUGGACCCAAUGACAAUGAUUACAUCUACAUAAACUUCAAAGAUUUUGAGUACAACCAGAAGUGGGAGUUUCCUCGAGAGAACCUGGAACUGGGUAAGGAGCUUGGCUCUGGAGCUUUUGGCAUGGUGGUCCAGGCGACGGCUUACGGCAUCAACAAGCCUGGAGUCUCUCAGCAGGUGGCCGUCAAGAUGCUUAAAGAGAAACACCAGACUGUGGAGAAGGAAGCUUUGAUGUCAGAACUGAAGAUGCUGACUCACAUCGGUCACCAUGCCAAUAUUGUUAACCUGCUGGGGGCAUGCACAGACUCAGGACCCACUUAUCUGAUUUUUCAGUACUGCUGUUAUGGAGAUUUACUAAACUACCUAAAGCAAAACCGAGAGCAAUACCACAAGUCUGUGACUGACGCUUUCAACAAGGACCGUUUUCACAGCCUGUACCACAACCUGCAGUCCAGCAAGAGCUCCAGUGAGCUCGACAGCACAGUUGGUAAUUACAUGCCCAUGUACCCUACCACCACCAGAGGGCAGGAGGACAUCGCCCUGCUCACUCUCAACUCCGCUGACAUGGACAACUUUGAAGAUAUCUUUGAACAUCCAGGUGAUCUGACGGAGGACCCUCAGACCCUGACGUUUGACGACCUGCUCAGCUUUGCCUUCCAAGUGGCCAAAGGGAUGGAGUUCCUCUCCUCCAAGAAUUGCAUCCAUCGAGACCUGGCUGCUCGGAAUGUGUUAGUGACAAAGGGCAGACUGGUGAAAAUUGGUGACUUUGGUCUUGCCCGAGACAUUGACAACGACUCCAACUACGUCGUGAGAGGAAAUGUGCGUCUACCAGUGAAGUGGAUGGCCCCAGAGAGCACCUUUCAGGGAAUAUACACCAUGAAGAGUGACGUCUGGGCUUAUGGCAUCCUGCUCUGGGAGAUCUUCUCACUUGGUGUUACUCCGUACCCGGGCAUGAAGGUGGAUCAUACUUUCUACUCAAUGAUCGAAAAAGGGUUCAAGAUGGAGUGUCCAUACUACGCUGACGAGUCUGUGUAUGAGAUGAUGUGUAAGUGUUGGGCUCUGGAUCCCUGCAAUCGACCAUCUUUCUCUAAAGCGGUCUCCUUUAUGUGUGAUCGACUGAUGGACAGAGAAGAAAAGAUAUACCACAACAUGAUUGAGCAGACGUCCACCAUCUACCAGAAUGCCGCAGAUGUUUUGGACAUUUCUGCCUUGACUACACGGGAUAAGAACAACACGCAAUCUGCCAAUGACUACUGUCGAACCCAACCGACCGAAGACAGCAAAGCAGAAAGUCCAGACGCAGAGGCUGCUGAGGAGAAGCUUCUGAAGACGUUUGAUACAGAGUGAUCAACUAUUGCUGAAUGCUUCGUCGCUGAAUUUGAUUAUGACUGUUAUAACUAUUAAUGGCAGUUUAUUUAAAGUUCUUCCCCUGAUUAUUAUCUAAAGAGUUAUUAUAUAUUCUGCAAAACAUAAGGUUUUAAUAAGAUAUUCUGUGAUUUAUAUUCUUAUGAUAAUGUGUUCUGAACCCAAAUACAGCAUUUCAGUUUUUAAUGAUUUUUUUUACUGUGCAGCUAAACAUGAAAAGCAUCUUCGAUUAAAGGAUACUGGAUAUUCUCAGAAAGGCUGAACAUAUGAAAAUGGAAUUAAAUGUUUUUACCAUGUACAUUAUAGAGCUAUAGACUGUUGCAACUUUUUUUUUUAAAGAUUUUUUUUGGCUUUUUGUACCUUUAUUGGAGAGAUGGGACAGUGGAUAGUCAGAAAUCAGAUAGCGCGAGCACUAACCACUGCGCCACCAGCGCCCCGACUGUCGCAACUUUUGAAAUCAUUUUCAAUCAUUUUAUAUCUACAAAUAGAAACAACACUUUUCCCAAAGUGGUUGUUAAACAGUGUCAUAUAAUUGUACUUUUUUUGUUUUCUUCAGUGCGCAGCUCUAAUUUGAAGAUGAAUCCUAAUUUUUGUGCAUGUUGAUAUAAUUUCUCAAAGCUUUUGGCUGUUAUUCAAUAUUUUAAAGGCUUUGAAUCAUGUCUUUGUACACGUUUAAGUUUUAGUGUUUCAAUAAAGAAAACUUUUACAUUGAA